Molecule: messenger RNA, 705 nt
Organism: Gastrolobium bilobum
Lineage: Eukaryota; Viridiplantae; Streptophyta; Magnoliopsida; Fabales; Fabaceae
Product: transcription factor GTE12-like
Exons: 1
Coding region: 1-705 (234 amino acids)
Molecular function (GO): protein binding
Source: RefSeq, a predicted model, not a curated record
AUGGCUGAACCCCAAAAGUCACGUGUGAUUAAGCUUUACUUGAAUGGUGCAAAGCGUUCAAGAACGGUCCAAGAAGCCUGCCCACCGACGGAGAUCAUCGCUGAUCAUCGUUCCAAGAAAAUGAGAAAAGAUGCUUUUGAAAUUUCUCCACCACUGAGAAUGAACAGAACAACGGCUGAACAUGAACACCGACCAACAAAGUGUAGAGUGCAAAGUGCAAGAGAAGGAAGGUGCUUCGGACCGGAAAACUCCAAAAGAAUGUCAAGAGCAGCUUCCCAAGUUUGUGAGUUGAAGAAGGAAGGUGAAGAGUGUAAGAAAGAGAAGAAACAAAGCAUAGACAGAUACAAAAAAAUGCAAUGUUGGGUGAUCUUGAAAAGGUUGAAGGAAGGAAGAGAUGCUUGGGCUUUCAAAGAAGCUCUUGAUGUUAAGGUCUUGGAGUUUAAUGAUAACCCUGAAUCUGUAUCAAAUUCAAUAGGUUUGAAGGAUAUUGAGGUCAAAUUGAACCACUAUUUGUAUUACAAACCUAAGGAAUUUGCAGAAGAUAUGAGGCUUGCAAUUUCUUAUGCAUUGCUAUACCCUUGGAGGAGUGAGAUUCACAUGAUUGCAAGGAGGGUUAGUGAGAAAUUUGAGACCGAUUGGAAAUCUUUAAAGAAAAAGUGGAUUCUUGAGGAAAGAAAAAGAAAGAAAAGUAUGUGCAAAUCUUGA